UGGGUGAGGUAGGUGGAUAAAGUGCUGCAUUUCAUGGGAAAUUUGGGGUGGGGAAAUGAUUAAAUUAUUUCCAACUGUCGGAGCAGAAUAAGACUGCAUCAGAGCAUAAUAAUUGUCACUGAGGCAGGACCUGUCAUGGGGAUUUAUUACUCAUUCUUCGAAGGCACACUGGAAAAGUUUUUAAAUUUUUCCUAAAGGCUGACAGGAUAGGUACUUGCCUAAUCUCCCUGGGGAGUGAAUUCCAGAGCAAAGGGGCCACCACAGAAAAGGCCCUCUCCCUCGUCCCCACAAGCCGUGCUUGUGACGCAGGUGGGAGCGAGAGAAGAGAUUGUGCAGGUUCAUAGGGGGAAAUGUAAUCACAAAGAUAGUUGGGUCCCGAACCAUUCAGGGCUUUGUAGGUGAUAACCUGCAUCUUCAAUUGGGCCCGGAAAAUGAUCGGCAGCCAAUGGAGUUCCUUAAACAGGGAUGUUGACUGCUCCCUGUAAUUCGCUCCAGCGAGUUACAACAACAACAACAAACUCUGUCUUCCCAGAAGGGACUCAGGGCAGUUUCCAACAUAGGGACAGCUGGUGCUAGAGCCCAGAGAGGACAACCUGUGAUGGGAAAAUGCCCCUUGAGGUGAAAUGGCCCUUUCCCCAGGCCCCAUACCUGCCCUGGACCUUGGCGAGCAGGCUGAUCAUGGGACUGGUGGGCACCUACAGCUGCUUCUGGACCAAAUAUAUGAACCAGCUGAAUGUCCAUAAUGAAGAAAUCCUGUACAACCUAAUUGAGAAGCGUGAGCCAGGCAUCCCCCUCCUCACCAUCUGCAACCACCAGUCUUGCAUGGAUGACCCACACCUCUGGGGUAUCCUGAAAUUAAGGCAUGUCUGGAAUUUGCAGAAAAUGCGCUGGACCCCCACAGCUGCAGACAUCUGUUUCACAAAGGAGCUGCAUUCUCGUUUCUUCAGCCUUGGGCGAUGUGUUCCUGUCUGUCGGGGAGAUGGAGUCUACCAGAAAGGCAUGGAUUACAUACUUGAAAAGCUCAACAAUGGGGAUUGGGUGCAUGUGUUCCCAGAAGGCAAAGUGAACAUGACUAAGGAGUUUAUGCGCUUUAAGUGGGGCAUCGGACGCCUUCUAGCUGAGUGCCGCCUGCAUCCUAUAAUAGUGCCACUCUGGCAUGUAGGGAUGAAUGAUGUACUGCCCAAUGAACCCCCUUAUGUGCCCCGUUUUGGACAGAAAAUCACUGUACUGAUUGGAAAACCAUUCAGUUGCCGGCCUUUGCUAGAGCGGCUCCGGGCAGAGAACAAGUCAGCGAUGGAGAUGCGCAAAGCCUUGACGGAUUUCAUUCAGGAGGAGAUCCAGACGCUGAGGGACCAGGCUGAGAGGCUACAUCAGACCUUCAAGCUGCAAGACUAGGAAUGGGAUGACGAUAAGCCUUGGAGUCUUUCCCACUGAAACACAGAAUGGGCAGUCCUGGAGCAUGAUGGUGAAUGAAGUUCCUCCAUGGACAGCCUCUAACCUUAGCUCUUGAGUGAUACCUUCCCACUUUUCCACUCACCACCCGUGCUUCCCAAUACCACAAAUGUAUUGGCAAUGCAUGUGGAGCACUGGAUGAAGGCUCCCUGCAUACCACAUGGAGCCUUGUACUCCAUUGGGGUGCCCUCUUGAUUGUGCCUAUAUCCCAAUGGGAAUGGGAAGGACUCAGAACUGUUGUUGUAAGUGGAGUUCUCUAUUGCCAGAAUGUAGCGUUUCUGAAAUGUAGUGACUCUUGAUGAGGCAUGUACAAAAACUGGGAGGAUCUUGUGGGAUGGGGGAGAGGUUAAGGCGGACUCUACCCUCUCCUAGCAAUGAUGCCCAUUUAUACCAGAUUCCCUUGCUUGUGGGCAAGAGGGAUAGUUCUUUUUGUAGGUAAACUAUUGAUCUGUAGGUGGCUUUUAUACUUCAGACUUUUCCAAUAAACGUGUCCAACCCCUA
Anolis carolinensis (green anole) is the source of this 1953-nucleotide messenger RNA. It is a transcript of the gene tafazzin, whose product is annotated as tafazzin, phospholipid-lysophospholipid transacylase. Bases 607 to 1395 code for a protein of 262 amino acids. The transcript has 11 exons. The record is from RefSeq and is a predicted model, not a curated record. Gene Ontology annotation, cellular component: mitochondrial membrane. NCBI's taxonomy places the organism in Eukaryota, Metazoa, Chordata, Lepidosauria, Squamata, Anolidae. Gene Ontology annotation, molecular function: 1-acylglycerophosphocholine O-acyltransferase activity. Gene Ontology annotation, biological process: cardiolipin acyl-chain remodeling; inner mitochondrial membrane organization.